This is a messenger RNA of Bufo bufo (common toad), 10640 nucleotides long. RefSeq names its product collagen type VII alpha 1 chain (gene COL7A1). The record is from RefSeq and is a predicted model, not a curated record. Lineage: Eukaryota; Metazoa; Chordata; Amphibia; Anura; Bufonidae. Bases 406 to 9702 code for a protein of 3098 amino acids. Gene Ontology annotation, molecular function: serine-type endopeptidase inhibitor activity; protein binding. The transcript is spliced from 121 exons.
ACAGGCAGUCCUGCGUCCAUUCACCUGGCUGGCAGGAGACUGUAGCUGGCAUCUGCCUGUCUUCCUAUCUAUUGGCUGCGAGCUGCAGGGGAAGGGCUUGGGGAUUAAUUACACAGCACUAACUUUUUGUGUAGCUUUAGGGUACAUGCUAAAAAAAGUCUGGGAGAGGCAACGACAGAGCAAAAGAAGAACCGGGAAAGCAUAAUUUGGGGAGUCAUUUGAUGACAUUUUUCCAAUUUUUUUCCCCCCCCUCAAGGAUUUUCUAAUCUUCCUGUACAGGAAAGUGAAUUUGCAAGAAACAGAAAGUCAAGACGCAGGAGAAGGUGUCGCCGCUCUGCCAUCCCCAGCUACCCAUAGGAAGGGGGAGGACCCGUGGAUUAUGCACCUACAGCAAAGGAAUAGAAGAUGAAAGGGUCAACUGCCCUCUUGGUGGCGCUGCACGCACUAAUAAUACUCCCUGAGCGCAGCUCCGGUCAGCAAGCAAGAUGCGACAAUAUCUACGACUCAGAUAUAGUAAUUCUGAUAGAUGGAUCAUCUAGUAUCGGAAGGGUGAACUUCCGGAUGAUUAGGACGUUUAUGGAAGGGUUGGUCCUCCCUUUUAUAAAUGUCAUCAAUCAGGAAGGAGUGCGGUUUGCAGUUGUCCAAUACAGCGAUGACCCAAGAACAGAGUUCGAUUUCUCUCAAUACCAAAAUGGUUCCCAGGUGAUUCAGGCCAUAAGAACCCUGUCCUACAAGUCAGGGAACACACGGACGGGCACUGGACUGAGAUAUGUGGCAGAUAACUUUUUUGGAACAUCCUUCCUGCGGCCCAACAUACCCAAGAUUGUAAUUUUGAUAACGGAUGGAAAAUCCCAGGAUGAGGUUGACGAAGCAUCAGAGAGACUAAAGAGCCAAGGAAUAAAAAUCUUUGCUGUCGGAAUAAAAAAUGCUGACAGUCGGGAGCUGACCAGAGUAGCGUCUACUCCAGUAGAGGACUUCUUCUUCUAUGUCAAUGAUUUCAGGAUUCUGGGGACUCUUCUUCCGCUUGUAUCCCGCAAAGUUUGUGUAUCUACUGGAGGACUCUACAUUCCUGACAUCACCUCAGAAACUUAUACAGGACCUUCCAACCUGGUUUUCUCUGAUCAGACAGCAGACUCCAUGAGGAUACGAUGGACGGCAGCCACAGGGCCAGUUACUGGAUAUAAAAUUGUUUAUGGUCCCCUUACUGGUUUAGGACAGCAGAUCCCACUGGAGCUAAGAGAGAUCAGCCUGACCUCCGCACAGACAUCUACCCUCCUACAAAACCUCCGGGCUGGCACAGAUUAUUCGGUUACUGUGACCGCUUUAUAUGCCAACAGCAUUGGAGAGUCCGUCUCUGGCCGGGGAAAGACCUUAAUCCCCCUUGGCAUAUCCAACUUCAGAGUAACAGCGGCCGGCCCUUCCUUUCUGAGACUGGCAUGGACCGUUUCUGGAGGAGAACCCCCAUCAGGAUACAGGCUCGCCUAUUCCACUAGAGAUGGAAGGACAGGAGAGAAGACCCUGAGUGGAAGUGCAUUGUCCGACACCCUCGGGGACCUCAGAUCCGAUACCGAGUAUAUUCUGGUGCUCUAUCCCCAGUACCAGCAGCAGACCGGUGCAUCGGUCACUGUUACUGGCCGAACCCAGCGUUUAGGUGGAGUCACUGACCUGAACAUCCAAGAUGUGACCUCCCAAAGUAUGACAGCAACAUGGAGGGGGGUCAGAGAAGCCACUGGUUACCGAAUCUCCUGGGUAUCCCAAACAGGAGACGACACCAAAGAUUUCGAUGUUGGCCGAACCGUUUCUUCUUAUGCCAUCCAGAAUCUGCAGCCUAACACCGAGUACACUGUGUCCGUCAGCCCGCUCUUCGGAGCCACGGAAGGAGCAGCUGUGUCCACCCGAGUCAAAACAGAAUCCGGGAUUGCUCAGGUGCUCAGAACAUUUGCCAACAGUCCGACCUCCAUCCAGGUGACGUGGAAUCUCAUCCCUGAGGCCACAGGCUACCGGCUGGAGUGGAGACGAGAGAGAGGCGGCGCAAAAAGUCCACAGAUCGCGAACCUACCGUCAACCGUCAACAACUAUGACAUCACCGGUCUCCGGCCGGGAACAGAAUAUCGUAUCACACUGUUCACACUGUAUGAUGGCAAGGAAAUUGCGACACCUGCAACCACUUCUGAAACAGGUGCCAUCGGCUCAGUCACAAACUUGCGGCUCAUAGAUGCCACAGGCAGGCGGGUGCGGUUGUCAUGGAAUGGAUUAGCUGGUGCUACAGAAUACAAGGUUGUGAUUCGCAGUGCUGAUGGAAGCUUUGACAGAACGGUAAACGUUCCCGGCAACCGAAACACGAUUGACAUCGAUGAGCUCCAAGAAGACAUAACUUACUAUGUCGUGGUAUCAGCGCUUAUAGGGAGGCGAGAGGGCUCCCCCGUGUCCAUCAGUGUCCGAACAGAAGCAGUGGGGUUUUCCAUCACAAACCUCCGUGUCUUGGAUGCAAGACGAGGACGUAUCGUUUUGGCGUGGAACGGCGCGCCCAGGGCCACGGAAUACAGAGUCUUCAUCAGAAAUUCAGAGGAUGGGACGGAGAGGAGUCAGGUGCUUUCUGGAGACCAGACAACGUAUGAACUCACAGAUAUACAAGAAGGCAUCACGUACACAGUGAGAAUCACGCCCGUGGUGGGGACCAGAGAGGGGAACCCUGUGGCCAUCAAUGUAAAGACAGAAGACACAGUGGUGGCCGGAGUUGCAAACCUUCGGGUAGUGGAGACAACACCGUCCAGACUUAGGAUCGCGUGGACUGGGAUUGCCAGAGCUACUGGUUACAGGGUCACAUGGAGGCAAAGUGAUGGUCGUGAGAUUAGCAGGACACUACCGGCAGGAACAGCGUCUUAUGACAUUGAACCUUUGCAGGGGAACGCGGUUUAUGUCAUUGGGGUGACGGCUUUAAUUGGCAGCACUGAAACCAGCCCUGCCACCAUCACCGUUCGAACAGAGGAAGAUUCUGUUGACCAAGUGACAAACUUGCGAAGUACUAGCAUUGGAGAGAAUACCAUACGCCUGCAGUGGAGCCCGGUUGCAAGAGCGACAAACUAUAGGAUCACCUGGAGGCGCAGAGACGGUGUUGAGGUUUCGAGGUUGGUGACCAGGGAUGUAACGUCCAUAGACAUCACAGAUUUACUGCCUGGGACGGCCUACACCAUCUUCGUCUCCACUCUGAUCGGCACCACAGAGAGUGAACCCGUAUCGAUUGUUGCACAAACAGCUCGGCAGGAGGUUGGCGCUGUGACAAGUCUGCGGAUAUUUGAAAGCCAAAAUACCAUAAGAGUGACAUGGGUCGGGGUUCAAGGAGCUACAUCCUAUAGAGUCUCCUGGAGCUCUGAGGAGGGUGGUUCCGAACAAACUAGAGAGGUGCCGGGUAAUGCCAGCUCAUUCGAGCUGGUCGACCUGGAGCCAGGUGUCCGAUAUGUUGUCAAAGUCACGGCACUGGUGGGCAAUCGUCAGGGGGAACCGGUCUCUACGAGCGUGACAACGCCGGACAUUCAGGCAAAUCCUGUGAGAGAUCUCAGAGUAACAGAUGUAUCACGUCAACGGGUGAGACUUACCUGGUCAGCAGCACCUGGAAGCACCGGAUACCUAAUCUACUGGAGACGGGUAGAUGGUGAAGGUGGACCUGAAUCAAGCCGGCAGGUGUCUGGAGACGUGAGGUACUAUGACAUCGACAACCUUCUCGCCGGCGCCCGUUAUCAGUUCCGUGUGAUCUCUCUAGUUGGGAGCCGGGAGAGUGAAGCUGUGUCGAUCCUAGACAACACCGUCUGUGGGACCGGUAGGACGGACAUUGUGUUCAUGGUGCACACGACUCAGGAUAAUCAGUACAACGAGGAGAACAUCAAAAGGUUCCUCUCACAGGCCGUGUCCUCAGUGGGGCAGCUGGGACCCGAUGCUACGCAGAUUGCAAUUGGAGCCUACAGUUUUCGGCAGCGUCCCUCAGUCCUGCUGAACCGUUCCAGCGAGCUGCGGUCAGUUCUGCAACAAAUUCAGAACAUCCCGUUCUCUGAUCCCAGCGGGACCACCAUUGGUGGUGCCAUAGAUUUUGCAAGGAACUAUCUAUUCACCCGGGCCUACGGCAGAAGGCAGAAUGUUCCUGGUGUUCUGGUAAUCUUUGCAGAUAGUCCAUCAUCAGAUGAUGUUCUACAAGCAGCGAAUGCCCUCACAGCUACAGGUAUUCGGGUUUUGGCAGUAGGAACGAAUGGAGCUGACCAGGAACAGCUACGUAGAAUAGUCUCUGGUCAGAGCCCGCGGAACGUCUUUUACACAGCGGAUAUCGCAAACCUGAACAGCCUCAUGGAUCCUUUGGCAGAGGCGAUAUGUACUGUCACCCAAGUGGAAGAGCCUUGUACGGUGCAAUGCCCGCAGGGCGAGAGAGGUCAGAAAGGAGAAAUAGGGAGCAGCGGCCGCCCAGGAUCAACAGGACCACCAGGAGACUCCGGUCGACCAGGUCCCCCUGGUCCACAGGGGCCAGUUGGACCCCGUGGCCCUGCUGGAGAGGGUACAGCCACAAGAGGACAGAAGGGAGAAACUGGAGAGCCAGGAGAUGAUGGUCUCCCAGGAAGUCCCGGCCGCCCUGGUAGUAAUGGCACGCCUGGCACCCCGGGGAGUAAAGGAUCUCAAGGCGAGAAGGGGGAAGCAGGGGAAGGCGGACCUGCAGGUCCAGUUGGUCCAAGAGGAGAGAGAGGAUUACCAGGUGAACCCGGGGAGGUGAUAAACGGCGGAGGAGGGGUACCAGGCCGAAAAGGCGAAACGGGCAAUCCGGGAACUCCUGGUCAGCCUGGAAUCCCGGGACAGAGAGGAUUACCAGGAACUCCAGGACAACCUGGACCAGAAGGACCCAGCGGACCUCCAGGUGUUUCAGGACAAUCAGUGAAGGGAGAAAGAGGAGAACGAGGUGAGAGAGGUCUUCCAGGAUUAGUCAAUGGUGUGGCCAGCAAGGGAGAGCCGGGAAGUCCAGGUCUGCCUGGUCAAAACGGAUCACCGGGGCCCCGGGGGCCAGCAGGACUUCAAGGACUAAAAGGUGACAAGGGAGAGGCAGGAGAAGGCUUCCCCGGUGAACAAGGACGACCCGGAGAUCCAGGUGAUCGAGGGCCCAGAGGACCUCCAGGAGAACAAGGAAUAAAAGGUGACCGUGGACAAUCUGGCCUGGAUGGAGACCCUGGAGUGAAGGGAGAUCGAGGUUCUCAAGGAUUUCAAGGGCUUAAGGGAAAUCCAGGACAAAACGGUCAGCCAGGUCCAUCCGGACCCUCGGGGCCUUUAGGACCGGCGGGGCCACAAGGAGAAAAGGGUGCCCAAGGAGCUCCGGGGGAGCCUGGCGCAUCGGUUUCCACUGCGGCUGGGAUGAAAGGAGACAAGGGCGAUCGUGGUCUGCAGGGGAUCGGGGGUCCAAAAGGAUCAAGAGGUGACCCAGGAGAGAAAGGCGAGAGAGGUCCGGAAGGAUUCGGCUCUCCUGGGCAGCCGGGAGCUAAAGGAGAAGCAGGGGAUAGGGGACCCAUGGGUCCGGCUGGAAGAGCAGGUCCAAAGGGAGAACCCGGCGAUCCGGGGCAGAAUGGAGAACCUGGAAAGCAAGGUCCUCCAGGACAAAUUGGGCUUCGGGGCAAAGAAGGAGAAAAAGGAGACAAGGGAGAAGAAGGGACGCCGGGAGAAUCAGGUAUUCCAGGCAGGAACGGAGAAAGGGGCCCAAGGGGUCUUCCAGGGGUAAGAGGCAACUCAGGAGAAAAGGGGGAUCCAGGAGAACCUGGGGAGACAGGGAGAGACGGGAGCCCUGGAGCUGGUGGCAGUAAAGGCGAACGCGGUGACUCCGGGCCCCAAGGACCUCAAGGACCCCCAGGAAAACCAGGUACCAUUGAGUCUAUGGUUCCGGGACUGAAAGGUGACAAGGGUGAUGCGGGUGACCCCGGAGAACAUGGGAUGAGAGGCCAGAAGGGGGAAGCUGGUGUAAACGGUCUUGCUGGAGAGAGGGGUUUGGAAGGAACCAGAGGUCCACCUGGAAGUCGGGGAGAUACUGGAGAUCGCGGCGCUCCAGGUGACAAGGGUGAACGUGGACCUCCAGGAAAUGAUGGAAGAAAUGGAUUGGAUGGAAAACCGGGACAACCAGGGACACCAGGACUGAGAGGUGAUGCCGGGAAACAGGGAGAUCCAGGUCGAGAUGGUCUUACAGGACUAAGAGGAGAGCAAGGACCCCCUGGACUAAUCGGACCAGCUGGACCACCAGGAGUACCAGGAAAACCCGGAGAUGAUGGGAAGCCUGGUCUGAAUGGUAAAAAUGGGGAGGAUGGUACUCCUGGAGAAGAUGGCAGGAAGGGUGAUAAAGGUGAAGCUGGUCCUCCAGGGAGAGACGGUCGUGAUGGUACCAAAGGAGUUCAAGGAGAAGUAGGCCCACCAGGUCUAGCAGGAGUACCAGGAGUUCCAGGACCACCAGGAAUAGUUGGUGCUCCAGGACAGGGAAUCCCUGGAGUUGCUGGCCCAGCUGGACCAAAGGGUGACCGAGGUGAAGCAGGAUCUAAAGGUGAACAGGGACGGCCUGGAGAAAUGGGUCUGAAAGGGGAGCCUGGAACUGCUGCAAAUGUAGAGAGAUCUCUGAAUGCUUUGGGAAUCAAGAUUUCUGCACUGAAAGAUGUCAUUGAUGUCUUCGAUGAUGGCUCCGGAAUAUCCGUCCUUCCUGUCUCAAAGAUCGUUAAGGGAGAACCUGGGGAACCGGGAGCGAAAGGAGCUCCAGGCAGAGAUGGAACAAUGGGAUUUCCUGGGGAGAGAGGACAGAAAGGAGAAAAUGGAGAUCAAGGUCCUCCUGGACCACAAGGCCCUACCGGACGUGCUAUUGGAGAGCGAGGUCCUGAAGGACCACCAGGACAAUCUGGAGAAGCUGGAAAACCUGGAAUUCCAGGAGUACCAGGGAGGACCGGAGAAACUGGAGAACAAGGAAAAGCAGGAGAGAAGGGUGACCGGGGAGAGAGAGGAGAACGAGGAGAAAGUGGCAAGGAUGGAGCAAGGGGAUCUAUUGGACCCCCAGGACCUAAGGGGGAAGCAGUAGAACUUAUUGCCACUGGGCCGCGUGGAGAAAGAGGACUACCAGGACCAAAGGGAGCCAUGGGUGACCCAGGAGAAGAUGGUGUGAAAGGACCCAAAGGAGAUAAGGGAGUAGAAGGUCCUAAAGGAGACAGAGGUGACCCAGGAGAGAAGGGCAAAGAUGGCCCCCCAGGGCUCCAAGGAGAGAGAGGACUAGCAGGGUCUGAAGGAAAACCGGGUAUGCCAGGCUUCCCAGGAGUGCUCGGCCGACCGGGAAACCCAGGAGAGCCAGGUCAACAGGGUCCUCCCGGUCCCCCUGGACCAGCUGGGCUAAAGGGCAAUCAAGGAGAACCUGGACCCAGUGUUAGAGGCUUUCCAGGUCCACCGGGCAUUGCUGGACCCCCUGGUUUACCUGGAUCACCUGGAUUAGCGGGCCCGCAAGGACCUCCCGGCGUCCCUGGCUUAGUGGGAGAAUCAGGAAAAAAUGGAAUACCUGGCAGAGAUGGAUUACCGGGCAAAGAUGGAGAACCUGGACUUUCAGGGAAGAUGGGUAUUCCAGGUCCUCCAGGUGCUGUCGGAGCCAAAGGAGCGACGGGAGAAGCCGGUACUCCCGGAGAAUUUGUGGCUGGUGCCCCUGGACCAAAAGGAGAUAAGGGUGCUUCUGGUGACCAAGCCAGUCAAAUUCCAGGUGAACCGGGCGAAAGGGGAGACAGAGGAUUACCUGGUCCUAGAGGAGAGAAGGGGGAACAAGGGAAAAAUGGAGACACUGGAGACCCUGGAGAAGAUGGAUCCAAAGGUCCUCCAGGAGCCAAAGGUGAUAAAGGUGCAAUUGGCAUUGGGUUACCUGGACCUGAAGGACAGAUAGGACCACCAGGCUUGAAGGGUGAUGUCGGGCUGCCUGGUCCACCAGGUCCACCAGGUCUUCAAGGUAUUGCUGGGACUCCUGGCCAGCCAGGUCAGAGAGGAGAACUGGGACAGGUUGGAUCCCCUGGUGCACCUGGGGAUAGGGGUUUAAUCGGUUUCCCUGGAAGAGAAGGGAAUCCAGGAUCACAAGGACCAUCAGGGGCUCCUGGGCCAACGGGACCCCCAGGACCUACAGGAAUCAAGGGUGACAAGGGUGAUCCAGGAAUUGGUCAGUUGGGUCCUAGAGGAGAGAGAGGAGAUUCAGGUCCAAGGGGCGAGGAUGGCCGUCCAGGAUUGGAAGGUGACCGUGGCCCUCAGGGUCUUCCAGGAAACAGAGGAGAACGAGGAGACAAGGGUGACAUCGGUCUUGUAGGAGUUAAGGGAGACAAGGGUGACACUCUGACCAUUGAAGGACCUCCAGGAGCAAAAGGAAAUAAAGGAGAGCUGGGUGACCGCGGAAUUAAAGGGUCUGAGGGAGAAAAGGGGGACAAAGGAGACCAAGGAGCGAGCGGAGAAAAGGGAGUCAAAGGAGAGGCAGGAGACAAAGGGACAACCGGUUUUGUAGGACCUCGCGGACCUGGUGGACAAAAGGGUGAAACUGGAAAUCCAGGAGAACCAGGAGAAGCCGGUAUCCCGGGUAAAGAGGCAUUACCUGGACUACGUGGAGAGAAAGGAGAACCAGGUCUAAAUGGGUUUAGAGGACCAAAGGGAGAUCGUGGUAUGAAGGGUCUUUGUGGCCAGGAUGGAGAGAAGGGGGAUAAGGGUGACACUGGCAUGACUGGACGCCAUGGUCUUCCUGGAAAAAAAGGAGAUUCGGGAGAAUCUGGGAUCCCGGGACAGUCCGGCUUGCCUGGAAAAGAAGGUCUUGUUGGAGCCAAGGGCGACAGAGGGAUGGAAGGCUUACAGGGUACUAAAGGAGACCAGGGAGAAAAAGGAGAAAGAGGUCCACUGGGUAUAAUCGGUCCAUCUGGACCCAGAGGUGUUGAUGGAACUCUAGGUCCUCCUGGCCCCCCUGGUCCUCCUGGUUCUAAGGGUCCUGAAGGCAUUCAAGGACAGAAGGGUGACAGGGGCCCUCCUGGAGAGGCUGUUAUGGGGCCACGUGGAAUACCAGGGGUAUCGGGAGAGCGAGGUGACCAGGGACACAUUGGACUAGAUGGAGCGAAAGGAGAUAAAGGUCCUCCAGGAAUGACUGAGGACGAAAUCCGGAACUAUGUGAAGCAGGAGAUGAGCCUGCACUGCGCCUGUGGAGGUCAGUUCCCAUUUCCUGAAAAGAACUCUGGUUAUGGUCCCAACUAUCCAUCUCCCCAGUCGAAUCCAUCUAUCUCUCGUUUAGUCCCAGUCCUAAAGUUCUCUCACGCUGAGGAAGAUGAGGGACGUGAGCUGAAGGAGGUGGUGAACACCAAUGAUCCUGAUUAUGAGCAUAUAUACACAGUGGACGACUACAAGGAAGAUAUGGAUGAAGAUGGGACCGAGAGCGCAAUUCUGUCUGAUGAUAUGACAAUCCCAACAAUAUCUGAGGCCAGUGUUCGAAGGAAGAGAGACACUGCACAAUAUGAUAUAUGUAGUCUCCCCAUGCUGGAAGGGGAAUGCACCAAAUACACAUUAAAAUGGUAUUAUAAUCAGCGGGUGAGAGAAUGUCGCCCGUUUGUGUACAGUGGCUGCGGUGGAAAUCUCAACAGGUUCGAUGAGCAGGAUCAGUGUGAGCUACAAUGUGGGCACAGAAAAGAUAAACCCCAAGAAGACGGAAGCUAAGACAUCGCGCAGAACUAGAAAAAUAUAUGUAUAUUGUAAUAUCUUUGUAAGAUUCAAGUUUGAAAAAAAACCUUGCAAGUUAUAGGGUCCAAAUUGUGAUCCCCUGUUAUUAGAUCUGGGAAAUAUUUGUAUUUUUUAUUGUUAAUAUAAUUAUGAUUUCUGUAUCUCAUAUUAUAUGGUGCAUAGAACUUUUUUCGUAGCAGAGAAUUGGUGCUAAAUUUGAUACUAUUUUUCUACUGAAAGGGAAUUUUUUUUUUAGCAAAUCACAUCGUACAGGUUGUAGGUUACAUGAGAGAGACCAUGAUUUGUCAUUAAAGCUCUCCAGUACAACCAAAUGAAAGAGGGUCUACCAAAAAUCAGAGUAAGGGCUCAUUCACACAGCCGUUGCCGUAUUGCAUACGGCGGGUCCGCAAUACACGGGGCACCGGUCGUGUGCAUUCCGCAUCACGGAUGCAGACCCAUUCACUUGAAUGGGUCCUCAAAUCCGGAGACGAGGUGCGGAACGGAAGCACUACGGAGUUUUUCCGCGGGGUUCCGUUUCGUGCCUCCGCAACGCAUAAAGAUAGAACUUGCUCUAUCAUUUUGCGGAACGGACGGAAUGUGAAUGGGUCCGCGAUCCGCAUGCAGCUGCCCCACGGUCGGUGCCCGUGCAUUGCGGACAAGGGCAGCACACGGUCGUGUGAACGAGCCCUAACACUGAGUAACACUGAGCCUCCUAUCCCCUUUGGGACCUUCAGACUACAGUAGGCACAGAAGAGUUGCCAAGGACUUGCUUUCUGACAACCUUAUAUAACCUCAGUUCACUGACAACAUGCCCCUGAUUUUUAGAUCCGAGUAUGCCAAGACUGGUUGCUAAGGAUUUUCUAUCUUAACAACCUCAUAUAUAACCUCCACGGCACUCACUGACAAUUUGGCCUUGAGUUGUAAAACUGAGAAAG